AGGAGUGACAGUGUCCCUGCCAGGCCCGCUGGGAGAGGACCAUGGCCCUGAGCAAUGUGUGUGGCGACCCUGUCGCCCUGAGCAACGGAGGGCACCAUCCUCUCAGUGCCAACGGAAAUGCCCCCCCGAACACCAGCAUGGGGGUCUGCGGCGGCCGGGACCCUUUCACCGCCGCCAAUAGCGGCGACUGCAUCACCGCAGACGGACACGAAGAGGUUAUAUCGAAGGACGCGCCGUCCAAAGAUCAGCAGAGAUCGCAUGUGGUCCAGAGAACAAGCAGGCCGAGCCAAAACGGCGUGGUCAAACAGAACGGCUCCCUGAGGGACCUUCCUCCAUCCAAAUCCCCCCCCGCCAGUGUAGACUCCCAGCGGCUGGCCAAACGCCACCUUUGCUCUUCUCCCACCCUCUCUCUGUCCUCGUCCUCCCCUUCUCUCCAGCCCCCGCCACUCUGCUGCCAGCACUGUCACUUCCAUUCCUCCCUGUGCUGCCCCCGUGGUCAGCCGGAGUGCCCCGGCUCCAUUCCCCAACCUGGGACCCCUUCAUCCUGCCCGUGUUGCCUCUCCACCUGCACAUACUCUCAGCCCCACCCUGCUCACCCAUCCUCCCCUCUCUGUCUCCAACACCACCAUCAGCAGCGCUGGCAGGAGCACCUCCAGAACCAGACACCUGGAAUCAGCCCUCCAAGGCCCUUUCGAUUCCCCAAAAGCUAUGCCGAGCUGAUAGCUGAUUGGCCAGUGGUGGUGCUAGGGGUGUGCACAGUGCUCAUCGUGGUGUGUGCCCUGGUGGGCAUCCUGGUGCCUGAACUGCCGGAUUUCUCAAACCCACUGCUGGGGUUUGAGCCACGGGGGACAGCCAUUGGGCAGCGACUGGUCACAUGGAGCAACAUGGUGAAGAACACCGGUUACAAAGCCACAUUGGCCAACUACCCCUUCAAAUACGCGGAUGAGCAGGCCAAAAAUCACCAAGAGCCCAGGUGGCCCGAGGACCACUUCGAUCGAGACAAACGGCAAGCAGAGUGGGACUUCAGUAAAGAGUUCUUCUGUGAUGUGCCAGGUGACAGUUACUCUAGACUUGUGUUUACAUCAGCUGAUGGGAAGAACCUGUGGAGUAUUCAGGCCAUCAAAUCCAUGUGCAAUCUGGACAACACAAAGGUACGCUCCCAUCGGGACUACUGGAGUCUCUGUCAGCGCACCAAUGAUGCCUCCUGUUGCCCCAGCUGGACUCUCGGGAACUACAUCGCCGUCCUCACCAAUCGCUCGUCCUGUCAGAAGAUAACGGAGCGCGACGUGUCGCACACGCUGAAGAUUCUGCGCUCGUGCGCCAAGUACUACCACAACGGCACGCUGGCGCACGACUGCUGGGACAUGGCUCUGCGGAGGAAAGACCAGCUCAAGUGUGCCGGCGUGCCACGGAAGUGCACCAAGUACAAUGCCGUCUACCAAAUCCUUCACUUCCUGGUGGACAAAGACUUCCUGAGUCCCAAGAGCCUGGAGUUUCCUCCGCCCGUGCUCAGAUCCAGCAUGCUCUUCUCCCCCACGGAGAAAGGAGGGUCCAUGAUGAACAUCUACAUCGACAACUUUGAGAACUGGAACUCGUCGGACGGUAUCACCACAGUGUCAGGGAUCGAGUUUGGUAUCAAACACAACCUCUUUCAGGAUUACCUCCUCACGGACACCGUCUAUCCCGCCAUCGCCAUAGUGAUCGUCCUGCUGGUCAUGUGCGUGUACACGCGCUCCGUUUUCAUCACCCUGAUGACGAUCAUAGCCAUCAUCAGCUCACUGAUCGUGUCCUACUUCCUGUACCGGAUGGUCUUCAACUUUGAGUUCUUCCCUUUCAUGAACCUCACGGCUCUCAUCAUCCUGGUGGGCAUCGGCGCCGACGAUGCCUUCGUGCUCUGCGACGUGUGGAACUACACCAAGUUUGACAAGCCGCACGCCGAGCUGUCUGAGACGGUCGGCGUGACGCUGCAACACGCCGCCCUCUCCAUGUUCGUCACCAGCUUUACCACGGCCGCCGCGUUUUACGCCAACUACGUCAGCAACAUCACCGCCAUCCGCUGCUUCGGUGUCUACGCCGGCACCGCGAUAUUGGUGAACUACAUUCUCAUGGUGACGUGGCUUCCAGCUGUGGUGGUGUUGCACGAACGUUACCUGCCUAACAUGUUCCCCUGCGCCAAGCCCGCGCACCCGGAACAGGGUUUGUGCACCCAGACGUUCUGGGCAGGACUUUGUCAAAAGGCAGACAAAUGCCUGUUCGCCGUCUCCGAGGCGUCGCGUAUCUUCUUCGAGAAGGUGCUGCCCUGUGUCGUCAUCAAGCUGCGCUACCUCUGGCUCUUCUGGUUCCUGGCCAUCACGGUGGGCGGGGCCUACGUGGUCUGUGUCAAUCCCAAGAUGAAGCUGCCGUCUCUGGAGCUAGCCGAGUUCCAGGUGUUCCGGUCCUCACACCCGUUCGAGCGCUACGACGCCGAGUACAAGAAGCUGUUCAUGUUCGAGCGGGUUCACCACGGCGAGGAGCUCCACAUGCCCAUCACCAUCAUCUGGGGUGUGACACCCGUGGAUAACGGCGACCCCCUGAACCCCAUAAACAAGGGCAAGCUGACGCUAGAUAGCAGCUUCAACAUCGCCAGCCCGGCGUCCCAGCUGUGGAUCCUGAGCUUCUGCCAGAAGCUGAGGAACCAGAGCUUCGUCUUUCAGUCCGAGGAGCAGGACUUCACCAGCUGCUUCAUCGAGACAUUUAAACAGUGGAUGGAGAACCAGGACUGUGAGGAGGCGUCCGUCUACCCUUGCUGCAGUCAGUCCACCUUCCCCUACAAGCAGGAAGUGUUUGAGCUGUGCAUCAAGAGAGCCAUCAUGGAGCUGGACCGGAGCACCAACUACCAUCUGGACAGCAAGACGCCCGGCCCGCGCUUCGACAUCAAUGACACCAUCAGAGCCAUAGUGUUAGAGUUCAAGAGCACCUACCUCUUCACCCUGGCCUACGACAAGAUGUUCCAGUUCUACCGGGAGGUGGAUGCCUGGAUUGAGGAAGAGUUGCGGUACGCGCCGGCUGGCCUCAGCCACGGCUGGUUCAUCAGCAACCUGGAGUUCUACGACCUGCAGGACAGCCUGUCGGACGGCACUCUGGUCGCCAUGGCGCUGUCGGUGGCCGUGGCCUUCAGCGUUAUGCUGCUGACCACCUGGAACGUCAUCAUCAGCCUGUACGCCAUCCUGUCCAUCGCCGGCACCAUCUUCGUGACAGUGGGCUCCCUGGUGCUGCUGGGCUGGGAGCUGAACGUCCUGGAGUCGGUCACCAUCUCCGUGGCCGUGGGGCUCUCGGUGGACUUCGCCGUCCACUACGGCGUGGCCUACCGGCUCGCCCCCGAGCCCGACCGGGAGGGGAAGGUGAUUUUCUCCCUCAGCCGCAUGGGCUCUGCCAUUGCCAUGGCAGCACUGACCACCUUUGUUGCCGGGGCCAUGAUGAUGCCCUCCACCGUAUUAGCCUACACCCAGCUGGGCACCUUCAUGAUGCUCAUCAUGUGCAUCAGCUGGGCCUUCGCCACCUUCUUCUUCCAGUGCAUGUGUCGCUGCCUGGGGCCGCAGGGCACCUGUGGCCAGAUCCCCUUGCCCAAAAAGCUGCAGUGUCAGGUGUUCUCCGAGGUCACGGCCAAGAGCCCCCCCGCUCAGGGGAAAGGCUCUGGCCUUGGGAAGUACCAGCUGGACGGGCGGGGCGGGGAGGUGGAGCACUACGAGCUGGAGCCCUUGGCCUCCAGUCACAAAAGUGACGAUAAAGCCGGAGAGGAGCUUUACAACGGAAUCCCUCCCCAGCAGCACAGUGGCCCAUACACGCACAUCCGUUACCUGAGCAAAGCUGACACUGGCCCCCCCGGCCCCGAGAACGGCCUCGGAGCCACACUGAGCUCAGCAGCCCGGUGCCAGUACUCUCAAAACACUAACUGCACAUGCGGGGACCCUCCUCCUCCUCAGCAUUAUGCCCCCCAUCCCUGUGCUCAGCCUGCCCAGGACUCCCCGUCCUGCCCUCCCACCCCGCAGCUCUUCCCACUCUCAGGAAACUCCCCAAGUAAAAAAAACGCAGCCCUGUUACCUACGAACCUGGACCCAGUCUACACACACAUGGAGUGCCGAAUGCACUACGUCCACUGUCCCCCGACACAUUUACACCACUGCUCCCCGGGGAGAAUAGCGCCCCCCAGGCAAGGUCCUGUCCACAGCUGCCAUCUCAGGAACUAUUGUGUCCACAGCGGUUCAGCCAGAGAGCCCAGAUCCACAGCUCCUGGCUCGGAGCCUGUGGGAAAUGAGGAUGACCACAGACACGAAACGAGGCCCUCAGGCCCCGACAGUAGCCAGAAUAUCAGCCCCCCAGCCCCGACACAAGCUCAGACUCAAUGCCCCUCCCCCUCCCUGGGCUCACCACACCCAACCAGUUCUGAAAGACAGCAGAGAAGGGACAGUGGCCAUUGUUGUGGGGAUAACCAUGUAUCCACCACAGCCCCAGGUACAACAACACACAUGGAUGCUUGUUGUAAAAUCCCUGGCAACCCGGAGCAGCUCAGAAGCCUUCCCGUCACACGGGAGGAAAGUGUCAAAAAGUGCAAGCGCAACUCCAAAAGACAGCGGGCGUCCUCUGCCUCUCCAAAGAAACUCUAUUGUUUUAACAGGGCGUCGAAAGUGAAGUGCAAUUCAGCUUCAGAGUUUAACGUGCCAAAAACUGAAACCAGCGUGCCUCCGAUUUCAAUACACACAAAUCCCUCUUCUGAAAGCUUAUGCUGACAAUAGAUUGAUAUUUUUAAAUAAAAAUUCAAUCCGGAACAAGAAGCAAAUGUCCAAAAACAAGGAAUGACACCUACAAUGUCUCUGCGCAGUCAAACAGGGUUUGUGAUGCGUUUGCUGACCUAAGUGCCUUAAUGUGUUUCAUGAAACAGCACAGACCCACUCAAUAUAAUCUGUUUACAUCUUUCUUUUUGUACUCACCAGGUCUUCACGUGCCACAUUAUGUGUUACAGUGAAACACACUAUUGGUAUGGCUAUACCAUUGUGGGAAAUUGAUGGCUGUCCCGGUUCCGAUUUAUUUGAAAUAGAAACUUGAUUGAAACAAGUUUUCGGUGUUGACUAUCAGAAUCAAGAGCAGGAUCGGAGAUUCUCUCAGUAUUUUUUCUCUUCACACCCCUGUCUAUUUGUGCACAUCCGGAGAAAAACUACAACACACAGCGUAGCUUAUCGGCUGGUAGCAUGCCACUUAAGACACGGUUAACGUUAGCUCACCGGAAGCUCGCCACUGCCGGAGUCGGAAAUAACAAAGAAACUACAAACAGGAAAAUCCUAGUGCUUCCUAACAAAAGUAAAGCAUGUAAACUCCAAUGGCACUCCAUGGUGUAUUCAGGUGCACCUUGGUAAAUUAUUUGUGCAUUCAGUUGCACUUCGUAAACUCUGAGAAACUCAAACUGUUGCUGCAAUGUAGCCUUCUGUUAUCUAGUGGCUCUUGGUGUGGCAUUGCCGUCUUGGUUGAAAUUAAAAUGUUAAAGUCGUAAAUCGAAUCGUGACCUUCAAAUUGAAUGGAAUUGUGGAUUUGAAGAAUCGUGACACCCCUACUCCAGAUCUUCACGUGCUAGAUUUUACAGUAAAACAGUAAAACAGUAAAACACACACUAUAUCAUUAUAGGAAAUAAAUAAUCUUUUCACAAAGGCUCCUCCAUCAAAUUUAGUACAGUGUUAAAUAAACUCAUACAGCAGCCAUUUGCACCAACAGUAGUAGAUAGUAUAUAUUGUGAUAUUGUGUGUAAUUAUUAUUAUCAUAUAUAAUCAUAUCAACCAUAACACAAAUGUGCCACAUUUUACAGUCAAGUUGAUAAAAAAGUCAUCGCCUGACACUUUUUGUAUGUGUGGGAGCUAGUGUUAAAUUCUGUGUUCUCUUGUGUUCAAGUCGCCACACGCCUCAGAUAAAAGAUGUACUGUAUGAUUAAAAUGUCUUUUUUU
Molecule: messenger RNA, 5969 nt
Organism: Etheostoma spectabile (orangethroat darter)
Lineage: Eukaryota; Metazoa; Chordata; Actinopteri; Perciformes; Percidae
Gene: disp1
Product: dispatched homolog 1 (Drosophila)
Biological process (GO): smoothened signaling pathway
Cellular component (GO): membrane
Molecular function (GO): peptide transmembrane transporter activity
Source: RefSeq, a predicted model, not a curated record